Molecule: messenger RNA, 222 nt
Organism: Prunus armeniaca (apricot)
Lineage: Eukaryota; Viridiplantae; Streptophyta; Magnoliopsida; Rosales; Rosaceae
Source: the annotation of a GenBank genome assembly
AUGGCUUCCGUGGAUCGCUCUUUCUAUCGUUAUCAAUGGAAUGCCCCUAUUAGUAAAGCUUAUGGGUUGCUAUUGCGCUUCCCGUUCCCUUGUGUCAUGAUGGUUUACGGGCGAGUGACUCUUCCUUCACGAGCUCUGACACCAAGCAUUCAAUUCAAUAAAGAAGUUCAUAGAAUGAAGGGGAUUCUUUAUCUUGUUUUACUCGUUCUUAUGUUGUGUUGA